Nicotiana tabacum (common tobacco) is the source of this 976-nucleotide messenger RNA. Its product is annotated as non-specific lipid-transfer protein 1-like. Lineage: Eukaryota; Viridiplantae; Streptophyta; Magnoliopsida; Solanales; Solanaceae. Gene Ontology annotation, biological process: lipid transport. The record is from RefSeq and is a predicted model, not a curated record. Gene Ontology annotation, molecular function: lipid binding.
CUUUUUGUCAUACUGGCACACAAAACAGAGAUAUGUAUUUCGCAGAUGGCCAAUUAAGGCUGCAAAAGAAAGAAAGUGGUUUUCUGAUGCAAAAGAGAUAAGGUUUGUUGAGUUCUUUUAUCCCUAAGCACCACUAGUAGAGAAAGGUGAGCAUCAUCAAUACCUGCAAAGAACUAUCAUAACAUGUAAGACUAUUUGUUCCUUUCUUCUGAAACAAAUCAGGAAAUGACAUAACAAGGAAACAAAAAUCCGAAAAGAGAUAACUGAUAUUACCACAGCAAAGAACAACUUACUUUUCUUAGCACUUUUCAUAUUCCUAUAUAUACCCUCCUAAGACACUGGCUAGUCAUCAACACGGCUAAUCAAGAAUCCAGAGAAAAACACCUGCCUCACUUUCCACCUUAAAACUAUCUUUUUUCUUACACAAAAACUGAAGAAAAGAUGAAGGGAAUCAUCAUUGCCAUUGCAGUGUUGGCCAUGAUUCAGCUCAUGUUUGAGCCAGGACAAGCUCUUACCUGUGGUCAAGUGGACGCUUCUUUAGCACCAUGUAUCCCUUACCUUACUCAGGGCGGUGAUCCAAGUUCAGCUUGCUGCAGUGGGGUGAAAAGCCUAAAAGAAUUGGCUCAAACCACAGCUGACAAAAGGACAGCUUGCAAUUGUGUCAAGGCUGCUGCUAAUAGGUACGCGAACCUUAAAGACGAUGCAGCUCAAGCUCUUCCCACCAAGUGUGGUGUCACUAUGGAUACCCCUGUCUCCAGAACUGUUAACUGUGAUAUCAUCAAUUAAAAGACAGGAGGAAAACAAAGAGCAUCUGCAAGAAAAUAAAGAAGGAUGACUUCUUAUUGAAUACUCAUGUAUUUCGUUUGCCUAUCUUGUACUUCUUUUCUUGUAUCUGCAAGAAAUAAUGGUUCUGGAUUGCGUAACAUCGGAGAACCAUUUUUAAUACUCCAAGCUUUAUCAAGCUUUCUGAUGCCAA